Messenger RNA from Chaetura pelagica (chimney swift), 840 nucleotides. It is a transcript of the gene SLC46A1, whose product is annotated as solute carrier family 46 (folate transporter), member 1. Bases 1 to 840 code for a protein of 279 amino acids. NCBI's taxonomy places the organism in Eukaryota, Metazoa, Chordata, Aves, Apodiformes, Apodidae. The record is from RefSeq and is a predicted model, not a curated record. Gene Ontology annotation, biological process: transmembrane transport. Gene Ontology annotation, cellular component: plasma membrane. The transcript has 5 exons. Gene Ontology annotation, molecular function: transmembrane transporter activity.
AUGCCUUCUUUGAACAGCGCGGGGGGCGGCCCGUGGCGCCGGGCACAGGGCUACAUCAACCCCUUCUGGCUGGUCCUCGCCUCCAGCCUCGCCGCCGCCCUCUACGCCGCUUUCUGCCUUCGGGAGUCGGUGAAGGAGCCGAAAGCGGCCGAGCUGUUCACCCUGCGGCACUACCGGGCGGUGUGCAGGCUCUACGCGGCCCCCCAGCACCUCCGCGCCCGCCGGGGCCUCGUCCUCUACUCCCUGGCCUUCUUCCUUCUGGUCACUGUGCAUUUCGGAGCCAAGGACCUCUAUGUUUUGUACGAGCUUGGCUUCCCUCUCUGCUGGACUCCCGACCUCAUUGGGUACGGCUCAGCCGCCAGUUACCUGGCCUACCUGAGCAGCCUGGGGGGGCUGAGGCUGCUGCAGCUCUGCCUUGAAGACACCUGGGUGGCAGAGAUAGGACUGGUCUCCAAUAUUGCUGGACUGGUUGUGAUAUCCCUUGCUACCACAACGCCAGUGAUGUUUGCAGGUUAUGGGACUCUCUUCCUCUCCAUGGCAGCCACUCCAGUCAUUAGAUCCAAGCUCUCCAAGCUGGUCAGCGAGACAGAACAGGGUGCUCUUUUUGCCUCUGUUGCCUGCGUGCAAGGGGUGUGUUCCCUGGUGGCUACAGGAGUGUUCAACCCUCUCUACUCUGCCAGCUUGCACUUCAUGAGGGGAUUCCCAUUUCUCUUUGGGGCCAUCAUUCUUCUUAUUCCAGCAGCUAUUAUUGGGUGGAUAGAAAUCUGGGACUCAAAGCGUGACUACUGUGACUUCUCAGGUGCUUCCCCAUCCCCUGCAGAUGGCUCAAAAGUGACUUAG